AUGGAUUUUAAAUACCUCAUAUCCAUGUUGCAUAAAAUGGCCAGCACUUGGUAUCUUGUACUAACAAUCCUGACAUCAUACGUCGAAGCUGUCCCAGAAAUCGCUUGCAACAGGCUCAAAAUUGGAGAAAACUGGUAUGAUCAAGAAGUUUUUUGGUCCAACCUUGGAAAACCAUACAAUUUAAACGUGCAUAAGUCGUCUAAUACACUUUUCUUCAGUUAUUCUCUACCUGAAUCUUACUCAGACGUUGAUUUUCAACUGGGACAGUAUAAUUUAGACACAAAGGAGUACCAGACCAUAGCUGGUAUCAAAGGGGGCUGUUCCGUAGCUAUAGAUCAAUUGAAUGAUGAUAUUUUCUUAGGAGGAAGUGAUGGUAUAUAUAAAUAUAAUAUGCUGACGAAGCUAGCAGACUUUUACAAGGAAAAAGGAAAAAAUAUCUGGUCACUAUUCUUCAAAAAGAAUUUAUUUUAUAUUAGUUAUCCAGAUCAGAAAUUACAUAUUCAAUACGACGGUAAAUUUGCUAAGGUGAAAGAGUUUGAAAAUAUCGAAAUUGAUCACUUUCAUGUAACUAGUAGUAAUACAAUAUAUUAUGCUAAUAAAACAGGGUUAUUUAAAUAUGAUAAUGAAAAAAUGGAAGCUGAAUCUGUUUCUGAACUAAUAACAGUCAGACAGAUUGUUGAGGACAACGAAGGAGACACAUAUAUGUGUACAAAUAUAGGGGUUUUAGCUGAUGGUAAAUUUGAAGGCUUUAAAAAAAUAUUAGACAUGAAGAACAUAUAUGGUCUAGCGUUUGAUAGAGAUAACAAUUUAAUAUAUUCAGAUGAAACAAAUAUUAUUAAACUAAAGUAUAAUCCUGUUGGCUGUGAUAUUAAACGCCCUCAGUGGUAA
Arctia plantaginis is the source of this 888-nucleotide messenger RNA. The record is from the annotation of a GenBank genome assembly. NCBI's taxonomy places the organism in Eukaryota, Metazoa, Arthropoda, Insecta, Lepidoptera, Erebidae.